AUGGCCUCAGACCACCAGACCCAAGCGGGCAAAUCUCAGCCCCUCAACCCCAAGAUCAUCAUCUUCGAGCAGGAAAACUUUCAGGGCCACUCACAUGAGCUCAAUGGGCCCUGCCCCAACCUGAAGGAGACCGGCGUGGAGAAGGCAGGCUCUGUCCUGGUACAGGCUGGACCCUGGGUGGGCUACGAGCAAGCCAACUGCAAAGGGGAGCAGUUUGUGUUUGAGAAGGGUGAAUACCCCCGCUGGGACUCAUGGACCAGCAGUCGGAGGACAGACUCCCUCAGCUCCCUGAGGCCCAUCAAAGUGGACAGCCAGGAGCAUAAGAUCAUCCUCUAUGAGAACCCCAACUUCACAGGGAAGAAGAUGGAGGUGAUAGACGAUGAUGUGCCCAGCUUUCACGCCCACGGCUACCAGGAGAAGGUGUCUUCUGUGCGGGUGCAGAGUGGCACGUGGGUCGGCUACCAGUACCCCGGCUACCGCGGGCUGCAGUACCUGCUGGAGAAGGGUGAUUACAAGGACAGCGGCGACUUCGGGGCCCCCCAGCCCCAGGUGCAGUCCGUGCGCCGCAUCCGUGACAUGCAGUGGCACCAGCGAGGCACCUUCCACCCCUCCAACUAG
Messenger RNA from Mesoplodon densirostris (Blainville's beaked whale), 618 nucleotides. RefSeq names its product crystallin beta B2 (gene CRYBB2). The record is from RefSeq and is a predicted model, not a curated record. The coding region runs from base 1 to 618 and encodes 205 amino acids. Gene Ontology annotation, molecular function: structural constituent of eye lens. Gene Ontology annotation, biological process: lens development in camera-type eye; visual perception. NCBI's taxonomy places the organism in Eukaryota, Metazoa, Chordata, Mammalia, Artiodactyla, Ziphiidae. The transcript has 5 exons.